This is a messenger RNA of Morus notabilis, 674 nucleotides long. RefSeq names its product chromatin-remodeling complex subunit ies6. Gene Ontology annotation, cellular component: Ino80 complex. The transcript is spliced from 4 exons. Gene Ontology annotation, biological process: chromatin remodeling. Lineage: Eukaryota; Viridiplantae; Streptophyta; Magnoliopsida; Rosales; Moraceae. Bases 173 to 547 code for a protein of 124 amino acids. The record is from RefSeq and is a predicted model, not a curated record.
UAAAGACGAAAGUAUUUUCUCUGUAGAAACCAAAAAAAAAAAACAUUUUGCGAAGAAAUAAGAAAUCGCUUCUGAAUCUCUGGUCUCAUUCCGAAACGAAAAAGUCCCUCGGUUUUUUCAUAUCCAACAUUGCCGAAUUAGGGUUUAUAUAGUCUUGAAUUAGAGGUCGAAAAUGGAAGCAGAAGUGAUCCAAGCGGAGCUGGUGUUGCCGACUCACCUGAGUUUCAAGAAAAUCCAAAUGUACGAGAAGUAUCCCAAAGGCCAGUCCAGAGGCAGGCACUGGAAACACCUCAAGCAGAUCAUCCAAGCUGAAAAUUACCAGAAUUACCCUCCUGAUGAACCCAAUUAUGUUAACAUUGAGUCGCCUCCUUCUAUGCAUCCUUGCAAAAAAAUUUGUGACAUUACAGGAUAUGAGGCACCUUACUCCGAUCCCAGGACGAAUCUCCGCUACGCAAAUGCUGAGGUCUUCAAAAUCAUAAGAUCACUUCCGAAUGAAUAUGUGCAGAGAUAUCUGGCUGUGAGGAAUGCUGCCGUGGUUCUAAAGUAAAUUUCCUAGUUUCUGCAGACUACAGAGUUUCACACUAUUGCUGUUAUUACAAUUGUUUUCUCUUUCAAUGGGUUAUAGUUUAAGAUUGGUAAGCUUGCUUUGAAUGAAAUAUUGUUUAUUGCUCUUU